UAAACCUGUUUCAAAUUUCCCAGUAGGCAAAUUAAAUAGAUUUGCAAGAAAAAGUAGUGCAUAUUUCUUUCCAUCGGUUUGAUGAAUCGAAGAGUUGGUCCGCUUCGUCCGGCAUCGUAACCUGUCGCACGUUUUUUCCAAAUAAUUAUACUUCAAAACGUGCUCUUCAGUCACCGCCUGAUCACCAUGAGAAAUGCGCGCCUAACCAACUGGUUUGUUUACUGACCAGCAUUCUAACAAGAUGCAAACAACAGUGCUAUGUUUCGUGAUAUUGUCGUCGUUGCACACGAUUGCAGGACACUCGUGUCCUGCAGGAACCGACCUGGGGGACAACUACAAUUACAAAAACGUAUCGUCGGUGAAUUGUGGCUGUGACAAUCCCAGUUUGUGUUUUCGAAAAUGCUGCAGGCCGGGUUUUCGAAUUACCCGAGGGUUCUGCGUUAAGGACAACUCGAGUGACUUAACGUUUCCGGUGUACAGGGAUAAGACGGUGUUCGUGAGGAAUGUCACCGUAAACAAAUACAUGGCCGGUGUUAUGGAUUGUAAUUUUUUUCUCUUCAAAAACGCAAAUGGGGAGUCGUUGUACGUUCAAGAAAAUAAUCACUUGUGGACCAGCAGCAAUAAAAGUUAUGACUACCGUUACUUUUGUCUGGAUUAUUACACAGUUUAUGGCAAAAGCGGAUUCGGUGCCCUUAUUUGUUUCCAAAAGGAUGUGCAGAAGGCCAUUUAUAAAAUAGGUAUGCUGAUAUCCAUUCCAUUCCUCUUCCUAACAUUACUGGUUCAUUGCAUCUUACCUGAAAAAAAUCUGCAUAUGAAGGCUCUUAUGUGCUACGUUACAAAUUUGAUGUUGUCUUACAUUAUGCUGGUUACCAUUGAACUCUCAGAAGGAUUUUCAACAGGCGUUUGCACUUUCCUAGGUUUUACAUGUCUAUUUUGCUUCAUAUCCUCAAUUUUCUGGAUUAAUGUAAUUUGCAUCGAUAUCUGGCUUACUUUUAGCGGAAAACUGGGAGUGCAUGGAAGUAGAAAUGAGGGUAGACGAGUCUUAUUUUAUUCUGCAUACGCUGUAUUAGCACCAGUUAUUUUGAUACUAAUCACAUUUUUAAUUAACCAGUAUGGUGAUAGCACCAAAGAUUACCAUCCUGGUAUUGGUGGAGGCCAAUGUUUUUUGAAAACGAAAUGGCCGUAUUUAUAUUACUUCCAUUUGCCAAUGGGAAUAUUGCUAACCGUUAAUAUUACAUUAUUCACACUCACAGCCAUUAAAAUUCGUCAAGCAAAACGGGAGACCAAAGUACUCAAGAGAGAUGAUAAUAGAACCACAUCCGAAAACUCUAAGAAUAUUUUUAGGUUCAAUCUUUAUCUAAAACUUCUCUUUGCAAUGGGUGUGAACUGGUCUUUGGAAACCAUAUCAUGGGCCCUGGAAACAUUUGCCACCGUUCCCAAAGAAAUAUUCUACGUCACCGACUUCUGCAAUGCCAUUUAUGGAUUACUGAUAUUCUUAAUUUUCGUCUGUAAGAAGAGAACUUGGAAGAUAUUAAAGAAAAGAUAUUACCAAUUCCUUGGAAGAUCUCACUUGGCACACAGCAUGAGUACCACCAACCAGAGUACCAGGAUAACGAGUGUUUCAAUAAGUGAUGCUCCUACUAAUGGUGAAAUGAGAAAUGCUGAAUCCAUACGUUUAUCCAAAAGAGCAAAUUAACGAACAUAAUCAAAAAAUCUUUGUGGUAAAACAUUAAGGAGUUUGAAUUUAAUCCCAGACAGUUCGUAUUUUAUUCAUACCUGUGUAUAAACAUUAAUAAUUAUGCUUGAAUUUAGUAAUACAAAACAUAUUUAUUCGUGUUAGUUAUCAAUUAAUUUAUUAAACAUAUGUUCGUUAAUUUAUAUGUAUUUUUCGAAAUAAUUUAUUUUAUUAAAAUAAAUUAAAAUCUGGAGCGAAAGUACAAUAA
This is a messenger RNA of Aethina tumida (small hive beetle), 1943 nucleotides long. Its product is annotated as G-protein coupled receptor Mth2. The transcript is spliced from 7 exons. The record is from RefSeq and is a predicted model, not a curated record. The coding region runs from base 242 to 1696 and encodes 484 amino acids. Gene Ontology annotation, cellular component: membrane. Gene Ontology annotation, molecular function: G protein-coupled receptor activity. Lineage: Eukaryota; Metazoa; Arthropoda; Insecta; Coleoptera; Nitidulidae. Gene Ontology annotation, biological process: G protein-coupled receptor signaling pathway; cell surface receptor signaling pathway.